Cygnus atratus (black swan) is the source of this 2951-nucleotide messenger RNA. It is a transcript of the gene CYYR1, whose product is annotated as cysteine and tyrosine rich 1. The coding region runs from base 1 to 486 and encodes 161 amino acids. NCBI's taxonomy places the organism in Eukaryota, Metazoa, Chordata, Aves, Anseriformes, Anatidae. The transcript is spliced from 4 exons. The record is from RefSeq and is a predicted model, not a curated record.
AUGGAGGCAGCGGGGCGGCGCGGGCGGGCUCGGGGGGCGCUGCUGCCCUCCCUCCUCCUCCUCCUCCUCCUCCUCCUCCUCCUCGCAGCAGAAGAUUGUCUGGCUCAGUGUGAUAAUGACUGCAAGGCUUACUGCUGUGAUGGGACUACUCCCUACUGCUGUUCAUAUUAUGCCUACAUUGGGAAUGUCCUUUCAGGCACAGCGAUAGCCGGGAUCGUUUUUGGCAUAGUCUUUAUAAUGGGAGUGAUCGCCGGGAUUGCCAUCUGUAUCUGCAUGUGCAUGAAGAACAACCGUGGGACUCGAGUCGGGGUCAUCCGCACGACGCACAUCAACGCCAUCAGCACCUACCCAGUGGCUCCACCACCGUACAGCUAUGAAUAUGAAAUGGAGUACCCAGUUGAUUUACCUCCACCAUACACUCCAACUCCACAGACUUCAAUACAGUAUCCCCCACCCCCUCCUUACCCUGGAUAUUCAGGGAAAUAAUUACACGGCUUCACCUGGAUAUUAACUACCUGUUGAAACAGCCAGCACUGUUGGAACAAAUAUUUUUGGCUCAGGGACAAGUAGGAUGGGGUCUGCAUCAACACACCUGAUCAGAUGAUGAAAUAACCAAGGAGGGUUGAUGUGUCUCAGGACAAAGAAAAAUACUGUCCACUCUGGACCAUCACAUUUCAUGAUUAAACGAUGUGUGACCAAAGUUCCUCCAAGUCAGUGCCUAAUGAGUAGCCCUUGAUACCAGUGUUUAGCCUCAGCUGCAGCCUGUUACAACACAUGGGAGCCACGGUCUUCCCAUUUAGGAACAUGUAAAUGUUGCAAAUGGUUCAACAAGGUCUGUUUCAAAUGCACAAGAGACAGCUGCUGGGGCUUAUUCUGGGAGAAAAUUCCAACUGUGGUCUUCAAACAUGUGAUACACCUUUCCGUGAGACAAGGGGAAUAAGGAAGAACAAGGAAGACUGAAGCUAUUUUGAGUUUCUACUUCAGGAUGAUAAUAACUGAUGAUCAGCUGUGCAUAUUGACCUGAUAAGUGUAUUACAAAGAGAAAUGCUGUUGGGAGUUACUCAGUAACCAAAAAAUGAUGGAUGUUAUUUUUGGCCAAGUGCAAGCUGUUUUAAGUGCCUACUUUUAAACAAGUUGAGACUAGUUUGUGGCCUAAAAUGUAAACAUAAAGAGCAUUUUUAUAUGGGAAUUACACUAAUUUAUAGCUGAUUAACUUUUACCUGGACUUAGAUACUGUAUAUAUUGGACAAUGCCACAAUGCCUUUUUUAAGACCAAAUGAUACUUUGAUUUUUUUAAUAAAAAAAUAAUUCAGGAAAACUCACAAGUGGGAGAAGAAAAAUCAAUUAUUAAAACAUCAUAGAUCUGUGUUUCAAUUGGAUUGCGUAAAGACCUUUUUUAAAUUAAAAAAAAAAGUCAUAGUGUUUUCCAGUAGUAAUGAAAUUCAGCCUAAGCAAAGAGAUGAGAAGAGAGACUGUGAGCAUCAGAUUACUUUUGAAUGUUGUCCUGGGCGUUCUAAAACUCUAAGUCACCAAGUAGUAUUUUCUGCAUUUGUCAUGCAUACUGUUCAAAAUUAUUUAAUCUCUACUAUGUAAAGUACAGACCUUCAGGAUUUAAAAUCUUCCAUAUACUUAUUGGCCUAACUGUAAUUCAGCAGCAGCUAUUUCAGAACAGAGUAUCCAGUUACCUAAAGCAUCAUUCAUCCUAAAGCAUCAUCCUUCAAUGACAAGACUGGUUUUAUAUGCAAACCAAAAGGCAAUGGUUCUCUUCAGGGAUUUAGAAGUGUUGAACUCACUUAGUUUGAGUUGGGUAGCUGGGCAGUUGGAAAACUGUGCAGUCAAAAUACUGGAAGGUGACAAAAUACAACACCUGCUUCAAGACAGUUCAGGACAACUGUGGCAUCAAGUUCAUUUCAGAGGAGAAGCUUCAGGUUACCACUGAUUCCUGGAGAUCUGAAGGUAUUUAAAUGUUUUCCAGUAUAGCCCUCAUCUUUUUUUUCAGAUGUUUCAGCGUGUUAAUGAACUGAAAAACAGCUUGCAAAAGGUGGUAUCCAUAUCUCUGUGAAGCCAGAUAACAAACUUUCUCGUCACCCACUAAGUGAGAAAUUUUUGGCAUUCAGUCCUAAUUCAGGGAAGAACUCAAGCAACCUUUUAACUCCAAGUACAAAACUUAUUCAGAAGCUUUCUUGCAUCCAAGACCUUAUUGACUGUUCUUGCUCAGAUUUUGUAAUUGUAUUUAUCCUUUCCAAGACGACUGAACUUACCCUCUUGAAAACCGCACUAGAACCUUAGAUCUGAACCUGACCACUCUAGGUUCAGAUCUGUGCUGUGGCCCUUGGCCAAACUGAGCCUUGAAUCACCGACCUAUUAGCUAUCCACGCAUUUGUAACCCGGUCAGAGGAAAACAGCUGUGUUACAGAUUUUGGUUGCUGUUGGUUGCUUGGAGCCUUCACCAAGGAAGGAAAGUUACACUUCUCAUUUCUGUUUUGCUGUUCUGAGGUGACAAAUCCUAAACUAGGUUAUCUUUACACUUACUUCUCUGGGCUUUGUCCUGUGACAUCUCUGCUGCUAACAUGACCUCUCCUAAGACGGAUGUUCCUCAGUUGAAAUCCUCCUGUGAAUUGUAACCUUCUGGGUUUUGGCACUCCCUUCUCAAAACCAUCUGUAGGGGUGCUGGUGGGCCUGCCAAACUUCCCAUCUGAGCUGGUGGUCAGUGUGAAGAACAAAAUAAGCAUGGUGUUCUGUGUGGGAAGUCCUGCUUCUACAAAGUUCUACGCUACUACCUCAGCACUUUACCCUUGAUUACAUUGGAUGAUAUUUCUGUGCCAAAAAAUUACCUGUAGAUAAUGAGUAUUUGUCAUUUCUCCCAUUUGUGUAUCUCAUGUCUUUGUACUGAGCAUGUGGACACACCAAUCAAUGAGUAGUUUGUAUUUGAUGAAUCCAGUCUCCUGAAA